UAAGUUUGCGAUUUUAACAAAUUAUAUUUUGAACGACGAGUGGGUUGCUUCCCUUAAAGUAGCCUCGUUCCGGAAAGAGCUCGACGAGCCGACAUGUUCUCAAGAGCAGCUACAACGGCCGUGCUACCAUGCACGCAAGUGCGUGGCAUGGCCACACUGAAAGAAAUUCGGCUCCGGUUGAAGUCUGUAAAAAACAUCAAGAAGAUUACCGCCUCCAUGAAGAUGGUGUCUGCUGCGAAGUAUUCCAGAGCUGAACGCGAACUCCGGCCUGCACGGUCCUAUGGCAAGGGAGCCUCAGCCUUCUUUGAGAAGAUUGAGGCCACGCCUCAAGAGAAUAUGCCCAAUCAGCUGCUUGUUGCGAUGACCUCAGACAAGGGGCUAUGUGGGGGUGUGCAUGCUUCCGUGUGUAAGACCAUCCGCUCCAUCAUGUGGGAGAAGGGAGACAAGAACAUUAAACUCUUCCUAAUUGGAGACAAGUCCAACCAGAUGUUGACUAGAUUGUUUGCAAAAGAUGUUCUGACUGUAUGCAAAAACAUCGGAAAGAAGCCACCAAACUUCAACGAUGCUUCCUUCAUUUCUGAAGAGAUCACAAAAACUGGAUACAACUUUGAUGCAGGAACUGUCUACUAUAAUGUAUUUAGGACUGUGGUCUCCUACCGCACUACUCCUCUACCCCUGUUCACCGAGGAACAGAUUAUGGUCGCGCCAAACCUCUACGACUAUGACAGCUUGGACCAGAACAUGCUCCAGUGCUACAACGAGUUUAUGCUGGUAUGUCGUAUCUUCUACGCCCUCAAGGAGUCAGCAUGCAGCGAGCAGAGCGCCAGAAUGACUGCAAUGGACUCUGCCAGCAAGAACGCAGACGAGAUGAUUUCCAAGCUGAACCUCACGUACAACAGAACAAGACAGGCUUACAUCACAAAGGAGUUGAUUGAAAUUAUCUCCGGAGCCGAGGCAUUGUAAACCUGGGUAUCUCUAGGUGUCCUGAAUUCAAUUAACAAUCACUACAUGUGCUAUGUCUAGGUCUGCCCUUGAAAACAUCGGGAAGCUUCGUAAAGGUUUCAUUGGAAUCAUAACUAUUUUUGCAGAAAUAUUUAGUGUUUAGUGAAAAUGAACAUUAUUAGAAAGUGUGCUAUGAUUAAUUAUAAAUGGCAGCAUGCUUUCUGAAGAUUUCUGUGUUGCAUUUGAAUGGUAAGUUUUAUUAAAAUUAUAUGACAAAA
Messenger RNA from Dreissena polymorpha, 1220 nucleotides. RefSeq names its product ATP synthase subunit gamma, mitochondrial-like. NCBI's taxonomy places the organism in Eukaryota, Metazoa, Mollusca, Bivalvia, Myida, Dreissenidae. The coding region runs from base 94 to 963 and encodes 289 amino acids. Gene Ontology annotation, biological process: proton motive force-driven ATP synthesis. Gene Ontology annotation, molecular function: proton-transporting ATP synthase activity, rotational mechanism. The transcript has 7 exons. The record is from RefSeq and is a predicted model, not a curated record.